Cinara cedri is the source of this 7022-nucleotide messenger RNA. The record is from the annotation of a GenBank genome assembly. NCBI's taxonomy places the organism in Eukaryota, Metazoa, Arthropoda, Insecta, Hemiptera, Aphididae.
UUUUUUUUUUUUUGUAUAAAUGGGAAGUUCACAAAUUUGUAAUAUUAAUGUUUUCGUUUAUUGUUGAUUUUUAUUUCGUUUUUUUUUUUAAAUUUUUAUUCCAGUGCAAUAAAUUUAAUUUACAAUGAAUAAGUUUUAGGUUAUAUGUUAAAAAUAUAAUUUUAUAUCUAUACAAAUUUAAAAUAUUUAUUAAAAAUGUCUGAUAUUUUCAAAUCCGCUCUAGACUACUUUAGUAGUAGUUUCUCUGCUGAAGAUAAUGAUUAUGUGGGUUCUAAUGUAGAAUUGGGUAAUGUCAAGUUAAAGAUUAAAAGACUUGUUGCUGAAGGUAUGAACUAAAUUUGUUCAACAGCUGUAAGCUGAUCAUAUACAAUUAAUUUAUAUUCAACACUAUUUAGGUGGAUCUGGUAUGGUAUAUGUUGCUCAAGCUCAAGAUACCGGAAAAGAAUAUGCAUUAAAGGUGAUAUAAUGGUCUACUUAUGUACUUUCAAAUUUAUGUAUUCAUAUAAUGAUACGUGUACUAACUCGUGGGGGGGGCGGUUUUAAAAAUAAUAUGUAAUUACUAAAUAUUCAUAUUUGCCAGUAAAAUUAUAUUCUUGAUUUGUGAUUUUUUCAAAACUCAUUAUUAUGUAGCAGUUAAAUAAUACUAGUUUUUCAUUUUUUUAUAGAAAAUGCUUGUAUCACCGGAUACUGCUGAUACAACUAUUCUAAAUGAAAUUGAUGUACUUGUAAGUAAUUAUAUCAACUUUCUUUAGUCAAAUGUAUAUUUGUAAUAUACAUAUGAUGUAAUAUGUUUAUUUAAACUUGAUACAUAAUUUUAACUGUAUAGAAAAAACUAUGUGGUCAUCCAAAUAUAAUACAUUUCAUGUCAGCUGCAUUUACUAAUAAAAUCGAUUCACCUCAUGGAUUAAAUGAAUAUCUUAUUCUAACAGAAUUUUGUACAGGUUAGUAUAUAUUAUACAGCUUUUUAAACAUCAUUAGUAAACUAUAUUAUUAUUUUGUUAAGGGGGUAAUGUUGCUGACUUAUUAGCUGCUAGAGGGAAACCUCUAAACCAAAAUAUUGUUACUUCAGUAUUUUAUCAAAUGUGUUCAGCCACACGUCAUAUGCACUGUCAUAGUCCACCUAUCAUCCAUAGAGAUUUAAAGGUUUGUGUAAUUUAUACAUAUAAUUGUAAUUAUCUUUAUACAUUCUGAACUAUAAUAAAUAGAUUGAAAACUUCUUGAUCAGUGAUGAUGGUAAAAUUAAAUUAUGUGAUUUUGGAAGUUGUACAACAAAAGUUUACAAGCCAGAUGAAAAUUGGACAUCACAGCAAAGAGCGCUUUUGGAAGAUAAAGUAAUAAUACUCAAUAUUAAAUACACGUAUUAACUAUAUUUAGAAAAUUAAUUUUUGUUAACAGUUUUAUAAAUCUUAAUUGGGUAAUAAAUUAAAACAAAUAUUUCAUAAUAAAAAAAAAAAGUAUUUUCAAUAUUUAACUAUAAGUAAAAAUAUGGUACCUAAAUAUUAAUACGUAAUUUCUAAUUACUAUACAAAAUAAUGUUCGUGUUUAAUUACAAUUUUUUUUAUUAGCUUAAUCAAUGUACAACUCCAAUGUAUCGGGCCCCGGAAAUGAUUGAUACUUGGUCUAAUCAUGAAAUUGGUACCGCUGUCGAUGUGUGGGCUUUAGGUUGUGUUUGUUAUGCUCUAUGUUGUAAUCGACAUCCAUUCGAGGAUUCUAAUAAAUUAGCAAUAUUAAAUGCAAGGUUUUCAUUUUCACCAAUAGAAAGCACUUAUUCAGAUUUCAUUCCUAUUAUAAGUAUGUAUAUUUUAUUUAAAUAAAUUUAAAAAUAUGUAUUAUUUUCAUAUAAUAUUUUUAGAGGGAUGUUUACAACCAGACCCUUCUUUAAGGAUGUCAGUAUUUGAAACCUUAAAACUUAUUGAACAAAUCAAAGAAAUAUAUAAAGUGAGUAUUGAGCCACUAGAUAUCAACAAAUUGAAAUCCGAAGGAAACCCUAUAGAACAUAAUGUAGGAUCUAAUGUUCCAAGUGUUCCUCAACAACCAGCAGUAACAAAGUAACUAAUAUUUAAUGUUUAAACUUUCAACUGCUUCUGUAUUAUUGAAAUAUAAAUAAUAUUUAUGUAUAUAUUAUUUUCAGACAAGCAUCAGUAUCAGUUCCUAAUUCGGGCCUAUUCUCUCAGAUACGAGGUGGAGCUGGAAAUUUUUUAAAAAAUCUAAAAGACACAUCUAACAGAGUAAUGCAAACAGUUCAGUCGUAAGUUACCCACAAUCGUUAUAAUAGAGUUAUUAGAAAGUCGAUUCUAUUUAGUAUUUGUUAAUACUUUAAAUUUAAAUCUUAAAACUAUUGUUAUAGCCUUAAUAAAGUAUAUAGAGUACUCGAUACUAGCUCAAGUAGAUUUAAUUAAAAAACAGGAUAAAAUUACAUUUAUAUACCACAUCUAUUGAAUAUUCCCUGAAAUCAGAGAUUAUUACUCUGUAGUCUAUAUUGUGUUUUUUUUAUAUAAUAUAUAUAUAUUUAUCCCACUACUUAUAGAUACUAUAGACACUAUAGCAGUUAUCUUUGGACAAAAUGAGCUCUAACCUUAGGUUAAAGUUAUUGUAUAAACAAAUUGAAAUAACAAAAGUUAGUUGAAUUUUACCAUGUUAUUGCAAUAAGAGAAUAUAUUUUUAACUCUGAACAGGCCUACCAUAUAAAGUUAGAAGAAUGGAAUUUAUGUAUUUAUGGCGUUAGAAUGUGCCUUUUGAAUGUUUUUAUUUUUUACUUUUAACCUCUACCCCUAUCAUUUCAAUGUAAAUUUCACCAUUUUUUUUUUAGAAGUAGUAUAGUAUUCGGUUAUUUAAUGUUUUGCAGAGUAUUUCUAAAAUAGAAAAUUGGGAGGAGGAGGGGAAUUUGAUUCUAGUGAGACGUAGCUGCUCACUGAUUUUUUUAUUUUUUCUUAAUUAUAUUUAUAAUAUAAAUUUACUUAAUUGUUAUUAAAUUAUAGAUCUGUCAAUGUAAAAGCUGGUAUUGAUAUGGUAUUUAUAACUUCCAAACUAGCUAUAUUGAAUGUUCCUCAAGAUGCAAAUGCUGAAAACCUUGCUUCAUUUAUAGACUCCAAACAAUGUCGUUUGUAUAACAUGACUGGACAAUCAUAUCCUCGUAUCAUUGGACGUUCAGUUGUAUGUUAAUUUUUAUUUAGUAUUAUUUAUUUACUAUCCCUAAUGGUUUCUAUUUUUAUUUUUAUUUUAGGUAAUAGAAGUUCACUCAAAAACAAAUACAUGUCCCACUUUACAUGAAAUAUAUGCUAUUUGUGAUGAUAUGUAUAAUUUUAUGAUUCAAAGUCCCACAAAUAUUUGUGUCAUAGUUCAAACAAAUGUAAUAUUUUUAUUUCAUUUAAUUUUACAAGUAUUUUUAUUUAAUUUUUUUUGGUUUAGGAAUACUCCGGUACUUCUACCUUAAUAGUUUGUGCAUUUUUAUUACAUAUAAAUGCAUCAGAUACUACUGAUAAUGUUUGUACAAUAUAUGCUGUUAAAAAGUCUGCACCUGUUCUACAGCCAUCAGAGAUUAGGUGAUUUACAAAAUCAACUGUAUAUUAUUUACUAAAUACUUUAUUAAUGUAAUUUUAUUAAAAUGGGUAUUCCAAUAGGUAUUUAAAUUAUGUGGCAAAUGAACAAACAUAUAACAUUGAUUCAAUAAAUUUAAGAAGACUCAUUAUGGAACCUGUUCCUCUUUUUAAUAAAAAUCGGUAAGAAACUUUUAUUCUUAAUACAUACAUAUUUAUUUAUGUGUAUAAAUAAGUUUGAACAGAAAACAAAAUAAAAUAAAUAUUAUUUUCUUUAAAGCACACUAUGAGAGGUUUUGAGAUAAAUUUACUUUAGCCGAAAUUCCCCAAAACUAUACUAUUUGGAAAUAGUUAAGGCAAAAGCCAUACAAAUUUAGUUUUUAAUAAAAAAAAAAAAAAAAUUAAAACUUUAUUAGAAGCUUUUUGAACCAACAAAUUAUUAUUUAUUUUUUUCACUUUUAACAGUACAUUAUAUUAAAUAUAUUGUCUGUAAGUAAUUAUUUAUUAAUAUUUUUAAAAAAAAAAUGUUGUAAAUCUAGUUAUUAAGCAUGUAAAACCUAGAUUCUUAGUUGAUAUAAAUUAACUUAGUUUUUGUGUAAAUUCCACCAAUAGUUUACACAAUUUUGAGGAUUAUCAUUAAUUUGACAAUAUUAUUAUGAGUGCAGACUUUGAGAAAAACAACUUUUGUUAAAUCAAAUAACUAUUUCUAUAUUGAUUUUAUUUUAAUAUUUAAUUUGUGUAAUUAUUUAAGAGAUGGCUGUCGUCCUUUUAUAGAAAUUUAUGAAGGGUAUAAUAAAGUUUUAACUACUGAACAAGAAUAUGAACGAUUACCGUCAUAUGAUAUUUCCAAUGGAAAGGUAAUUUCAUUGUAUAAUAUAUUGUAUAGGUCUAAAAAAAAUUUUUUUAAACUUUUUUUAGAUAUCAAUAUCUUUGAAAUCAUUACCUGCCGGAGUCCGAAAUGAUAUCACACUUAUUGCAUACCAUUCGAGACAACUUCUUGGACGUUCAGUACCUAUUAAAAUAUUUCAAUUACAGUUUCAUUCUGAUUUCCUUAUGUUUCCUGAUGGUGAUGAUAUUAUAAUGGAUUUUAAAAAGUUAGUAUGUUUUUCUAUAACUUCAUAAAUAAAAUUUAAAUCAAGGAAAAUAAUAUUAAAAGUGUUAUUUUUGUAUCCUAGAGGUGAUUUAGAUUUUUUAUCAAGUUCUGAGCAUUAUCAGAGUAAUCAAUUCCAUGUAAAAAUUGAAAUAGAACAGCAUAAGAAUGGAAUCUCUUUACAACAAAAAUCUAGAGAUUUUAAUAAAAAACCUGAUGUAUUAUUCUCGACGGAAUGUGAAAAAACUCAAUUCUAUGAUUUGUUUCCACAGAAUUGUAAAACGUCACCAAUUAUUGAACCAAAAGUAUUAUAUUAUUUCCAAUUGUUAUGAAAAUUAUUAUAAUUUAAAUAAUUUAUAUUUCUAGGAACCGGUAAAAAUUCCUACUCGAGUAGCUCCCCCAAGACCAGAACUGCCUCCAAAAAUUGAAGUCAAAUCAAAUAAACCGAAUGAAGGUUUAUUAUUAAAUUUUGCAUCAAUUUCAAUGGAAGAUGAAACAAUCACAGCAAAAAAGGAUAAUUUAUUUGAUUUAUUAGGACCUGAAACUGAUAAUACUGAAUCUAAAGACCUUUUUGGGGGAUUUGUUGAUGUAACAAGUGAAGAUAAUAAUAUUUUAUUUGAUCCAUUUGUUUCUAAAACUAAUUCAAAUGUAAGUAUCAAAAACCAAUUAUAAUUUGAAAUAAUUAAAAAUAAUUUUCAAUUUUUUUACUAAAUUAGGGUGGCGAUUUAUUAAAUUUGAAUAAUUUGAUUGAACCUAAUUCACAAAAAACAGAUAAUUCUUGGCUAAAGCAAUCUGUUCCAUUAAACAUUAACAAACCUAAUGGUGAGUAAUCAUUUUUUUGAAAUAUUUAUUAAACAAUAGAUAUAUACUAAUAUUUGUUAUCCAAUUUAGCAAUGAAUGAUAAUAACAUUUUGAAUGGUAGUUUCACUUCUACAAAAUCUAAUGUGGCAGAUUUUGAUUUUUUGAAAAAUGACAGUUGGAUGAAUUUUACAAGUCAUUCUCAAACAAGUAAUGUUUUUUCUUUUGGCAAACCUAAUUAUUAUUUGAAUAUUUUUUUAACUUUAGACAGCCCUACGAAAAAUGUUAAAACACCAGCAGAACCUAACUAUAGUGGUAUUAACAUUGAGCCAGAGACAACUAAACAACCUACAAAAACUGGUGGAGAUAUAUUUGGAGAUUUGUUGGGAAGCCAAGGAUAUACAUUUAGUUCAAAAUUUAAUCCUGGUCCAAAAACAAUAAACGAAAUGCGCCGAGAAGAUUUGGUUAAAGAAAUUGAUCCAGAAAAACUUAAAGUAAGUACUUACAUAGUAAGAAUUUUAUAAUUCUUAUAAACAUUAUUUUUAUUCACAGAUUAUGGAAUGGACUGAAGGAAAAAAAGGAAAUAUUAGAGCAUUACUUGGCACACUCCAUACAGUGUUAUGGGAUGGCUCUGGAUGGAACUGUAAUCUCAGUAAUCUUGUUACCUAUGCUGAUGUAAAGAAAGCAUAUAGGAAAGCAUGCCUUGCUGUACAUCCUGAUAAAGUAAACACAUUAUUAUUAAUAUAAAAAGAAAAAUUACCAGUAAUAAUUGAUAAUUAACAUUCUUUAUUGUUCCUAGCAAACUGGAACAAGUAAUGAAAAUAUUGCAAAAUUAAUUUUCGUGGAACUGAAUAAUGCUUGGACCGAAUUUGAUGCUAAAUCUAGUUAGUAGAGUUAAUUUCUUUGUAAAUAACUAUUAAAAAUAAUUUAUAUUUAUUAUAUCCAAAUAUUAGUAUAAUUUUUGAGUAUAGGAAUAAUGUAUUUGUUCUUCCUGUUUUUGAAAUUUGUAAUUGUAUUUUAUAGGUCAUUUUUUUUUUAUUUAUUAAUUCAUUAUUGUAUUAAAUAAUAGUAAUGAUAAAAGUAUAAAUUAAAAAAAAUGACUAGUAUUUUAAACCAUAUCUUUUUUUGCUAACCUUGUGUCUAGUCUACAGUUUGAUAAAAAAUAUAUUAUAAUAAUUUAUUAAAUUAAUAUGGAAUUAACAGUUCUGGUCACAUUUACAUGACAAAAUAGUAAAAUCAUGAGUUUAAGUAAUAAAAACAAAAUUGAUUGUACAUUUUUAAUUAUUAUUAUAUAUUUGUUUAAGCUUAUCUCGAAGUGUAUACGUUAUUAUUCAUAGUUUACUUCUAAAAGUAUACUCAAAAUUUAUGUUAAUAGUUAAUUUAUAGUUUUAUUACAUUCCCUGUUUAAAUGGAAAUAUAAAAAAUGUAUUAGUUUAUUACAUAUAUUUAUUUAUUAAUCCAUUUUUUUAAAAAAAAAAAAAAACAUGUUAUUUCUCCCUUCUAAUUAUUGUUAUAAAAUAUUGAUUGUACUAUUAAAAAGAAAUUAUUAUUUAAUACUCAUUUUAUCCUUGUUACUAUAUUAUAAUUAAAUGUUAAAU